UCCGAGCUCGACCAAUUCCCUUCACAUAUUCAUCCCCCAUUUGUCUUUGCACGUCUUUCAUAAUCGAUCAUAACAAAGAACCUGAAGCGUCAGUCGUGAGCUAGAGAGAGAUCGCAAGAGGAAGGGAAAAUGGCGUCGACAACGUGCUUCUUCCACCACAACAAGCUCACCACUCCGGCCAGGACCCCGUCGCAGCGCUCCGCCCCGAGUUUCAAGCCCGCCCAGGUGGCCUGCCGGGCCCAGAAGCAGGCUGCCGGCGAGGAAGAGAGCGGCGCCGCCGAAGUGUCGCGCCGCCUCGCCCUCACGGUGCUCAUCGGCGCCGCGGCCGUCGGGUCCAAGGUGUCCCCUGCCGAUGCCGCCUACGGCGAAGCUGCCAACGUGUUUGGGAAGCCGAAGACCAACACCGACUUCUUGCCGUACAACGGGAACGGGUUCACGCUGUUGAUCCCGGCCAAGUGGAACCCGAGCAAAGAGGUGGAGUACCCCGGCCAGGUCCUCCGGUAUGAGGACAACUUCGACACCACCAGCAAUGUCUCCGUCAUGGUCACCCCGACCGACAAGAAAGCCAUCACCGACUUCGGCUCUCCCGAAAACUUCCUUGCCGAAGUCAACUAUUUGCUGGGCAAGCAGGCUUACUUUGGCAAGACUGACUCUGAGGGCGGUUUCGAGAGCGAUGCCGUGGCAACAGCCAACAUCUUGGAGUCGUCGACCCCCGAGAUCGGCGGGAAGAAAUACUACUUUGUGUCGGUGUUGACGAGGACCGCCGACGGGGAUGAGGGAGGGAAGCACCAGCUGAUCACCGCCUCCAUCAAAGACGGGAAGCUAUACAUCUGCAAGGCUCGCGGGGACAAGAGAUGGUUCAAGGGAGCCAGGAAGUUCGUCGAGAGCGCCGCGAGCUCAUUCAGCGUGGCUUGAAGAAGAUCGCCAGGACAGAAGGGCUUUUAGCUUGUAAAUCAAUCUCCAGUGUAAUGAAUCCCCCCACCUUGGAUUUGGCUCCCAUCUUGUUUUUGGUUAUGGAGUAUCCAGAGAUUAGUAAAUCAUAUUGAGGAAGUUGAAUCAAGGAAACCUUGUUGAUAUCGAACAUUUUCAAGGCAUGUAAUCCUCUUUCUUGUGACGAAAUGCAUGAGGGAAGCAUCCUCACUAACCA
Messenger RNA from Eucalyptus grandis, 1147 nucleotides. RefSeq names its product oxygen-evolving enhancer protein 2, chloroplastic. NCBI's taxonomy places the organism in Eukaryota, Viridiplantae, Streptophyta, Magnoliopsida, Myrtales, Myrtaceae. The record is from RefSeq and is a predicted model, not a curated record. Gene Ontology annotation, cellular component: photosystem II oxygen evolving complex; photosystem II; extrinsic component of membrane. Gene Ontology annotation, molecular function: calcium ion binding. Gene Ontology annotation, biological process: photosynthesis.